Aedes albopictus (Asian tiger mosquito) is the source of this 11244-nucleotide messenger RNA. It is a transcript of the gene p130CAS, whose product is annotated as breast cancer anti-estrogen resistance protein 1. Lineage: Eukaryota; Metazoa; Arthropoda; Insecta; Diptera; Culicidae. The transcript has 6 exons. Gene Ontology annotation, molecular function: protein binding. Gene Ontology annotation, biological process: cell migration; cell surface receptor protein tyrosine kinase signaling pathway. Gene Ontology annotation, cellular component: plasma membrane; cytoplasm. Bases 1279 to 3609 code for a protein of 776 amino acids. The record is from RefSeq and is a predicted model, not a curated record.
UCGUCCGGAGCGUACGGAUACACUCGGACGUCGUCGUCGUCGUGCCGUGUUGUUAUUAUAGCGUCGAGAUACGAUUUUUUUUCCUCCGAUUCGAUCGAAAAGUGUUUCGCUGUUUUUGUUGUGGUUGUUGUUGUCGUCGACGUCCUCGUCAUUGGGAGAAGGUGUAUUGUGCACACCUUUGCGUAUCGCCGGUUGUUUUGGGAAACGACGCGCGUGACAAUGUCAUCAUCGGAGUGAUUAUCGCAGCCGAAGCAAAAAUGUGAUAUCGAGAAAUUUGGGUCCAUUUGGAUAAUAAAUUUUAUUUAUUGGACCGGAUAGUGGUUACGCGGUUUGUACGGAAAGAGCGAUGAAUUUCGGUGCAGUCAGUAGUGGUACAAAUUAAGCUUUGCGUGUAUGAAACGUGUUCGAUGUAAUCGGCGAAGGAUUGCCGCAAAAGAGAAUGCGAGCAAAAUGUAAUGAUAAAUGAUUGAUUGAGUUUUUUUUGGGGUGUUACUCGUCGAGUGCUCAUUUGAUGUGGUCAAAGUGCUCAUGCUGAGCAGUGUGUUGGGUGGUUAACUGUGCGAGAUUGUAUUGUGCAUAUGUAUGCAAAAUAAUUGCGUUUAAAUCGCUUAGCUGAUUGCCGUUGUGGAGAGGCGCAUUUUGGUGUAGAAGAGAAUUUCAAGAAAACCGACCAGAGGUGCGAAAGUUUCGAGAAAGUGAUGAAGCUCAAAUUGGCGAUAAGUGUGAGGUGAAAAUUACUUGAAAUGAUUUUCGGGAAUGUUGUGAAAGGUGAAUGAAGUGAAAAGAUAUGAAAAAUCACGGCCUCUAAUGGUCACAGCGAUACAAGUGGAGCGAAGAGGAAAUAUUUUGAAUUGAUAUCGCCAAGUCACGUCAAGUUCAAAGCUACCUUAACCGGUGAAAUGGUCGUGUGAUUUGGUCGGGUUACGUUUGCGAUUAAUUAGCUAAUUGGAUGCAGUAACGACGACGGUCAAAGAUCCAGUUCAGUGUCCGGUUUGAUCGAAGCAAAGUCAAAUCACGCAAACAGAAGAUUAAGUGAAAAGGCAAAUCCUUGCCGCAGUGGAAGUCAGUGGCGGUCAUUAACGCAGCUUAGCUAAACGUUCAGUUGUCACGAAAACGUGACUUCCCGUUCGAAAGUCGGUGGAAAAAAGAGAAGAAAAACUGUGCAGGUGAGGUGAUGUGCAGUGAAAGCCUGUGCAUAUCGCCGCGCCGCUGGAAUCCGUAUAGUAGGCGCUGAGUCGACAAGUUGACAAGAACAUAGCAAGAGAGAUAGAGAGCAUCAUGCCGCAUCCAAUGUCACCGCAGUCGCCGACACCGACGUUGCUAAGUAGCAGCCGUGGUAGCAGCAUGCAUCUGGUGGAGUACGACUACGACGAACCGAAGCCGGCCAAGAAAAUCCUCGCCAAAGCCAUCUACGAUAACAUCGCCGAGAGCACCGACGAGCUGGCCUUCCGCAAGGGCGACAUUCUGACCGUCAUCGAAACGGACACCAGCGACCUCAAGGGAUGGUGGCUGUGCCAGCUGCGGGGACGACAGGGUAUCUGCCCCGGAAACCGACUGAAAAUCAUCCAACCACACGAUUCCGGCUGUUUCACCCUGUCGCCGGCUUCCUCACCGUGUCCCUCGAUCGGACCGGGCACCAAUCUGAACAGUCCGGUCCCGAGUGACAUCUACGAGAACACCACUACCGCAUCGAGCAUUUCGUCAGCCACGUCGACAACGACGCCGGAAUCCAACAGGCAACAGCUCUACCAAAACCAGCACCAGGGCAAGCGGAGAUCCUGGCACAUAAAUCCCAACAAGGUUCUCACACCCCAGAAAUGCGGCGACGUGUAUCUGUAUGAUCUGCUACCGACGCCCACAAGAGGAGGCAGCCCCUAUCAGCAUCAUCAGCAUUCCGCUUCGGCCGACGCUCUCGACACAUACGACGUCCCGAAGCCGGCGGUCCCCAUCAACUACGACACACCGCGAGCGUGGUCCCGAACGCCACCCUAUUACGCCCACCACAAUCCCCACCAUUCGCCGCACACACCGAACUACGGCCACCCGCCCCACCAUCAUCACUUCAGCUACAGAAUGGAAGAGUCCUACGACAUCCCCCGACCGGUUAACAAUCUACUUGCUCAACAGAACCUCACUCCGAGCAGUUCCAAUUCUUCGUUGCUCACCUCGGACAGCUUAAGUCUGUCCUCAUCGAACAGGUCUUCCCUGGCCAACAUGCCCGAUUACGACGUGCCCCGGAGAAACCCGGUAUCCAUACGAUCCACCCCACCACCCCCACAGCAUCCCGCAACACCCCACUCCCAAACCAGCGGCAUCUUCAGCAGCAACCACUCGAUGUCCAUAUCGUCGUUCUCCUCCAGCACCAGCACUUACGAUGUUCCUCAAACCCCGCUUCAUCAACAGCAGCAACUGCUGCACCAGCAACCACCGCCACUGCCAUCGAAGGAACUUCCGCUGGAGCUGUCCUCGGCGCUGGAAACCCUCGCCCGAUUACAGAAUGAAGCCACUUCCGCCGUUUCAAGACUGCUUGGUUUCGUCUCGCCGAACUGGAGGACGAAGGAAAAGCUGGAUCCGAUUCUGAUGGAUCUCAAGUUGGCCGCUGUGCGGCUCCGGACUGCCCUGCACGACUUGGCCGAGUUUGGCGAUGGUGCCCUCGGCAAUGCAACCAAAGCGGAAGAUAAAGGCCUAGCCCAGAAGCUCCGACCGCUGGUGAAAGCUUUACGCGACGCGGACAAACUGGUCCACGAAGCCUCGCAGAACCUGGACAACCAAGGCUGGACCAUGGUGACCCUCCAGCGACCCGAGGCCACCCAGAAGCUUCAACAGCAACUUCCCCCGGAUAGCCUGGAUCAGUUGAUUGCAUGUGCUCAAACGUUGACCGAGGAUGUCCGGCAGACCGCCUCCUUCAUCCAAGGUAAUGGAACGCUCCUGUUCAAACGAAGCACGACUUCGUCCACCGCCACAACCCCGCAGACUCCGACCGGUCACGUUAAGAGCAUCAACAACAACAACAGCCGGACCAGUGGCCACGGCGAGUGGCCCGAGGACUACGACUACGUCAGUCUGGAAUCGAAGGAAGCCUCGGCCAAAUCCAACGCAGAGAUUCACGACGCCUUGCCGCAAGAUUUGAAGAAGAACUUCGAAAACGUGGUGCGGAAUGCGAAUGCGGCGGCCACCGUCGGAAGCGAAACUAAGGAAGCCCUCGACCCGAACGAUAAGUCCGUACUGGUGUACUACGCGACCCAAACGGUAACGCACAUGGGCUACCUCACCCAAGCGAUCGACGCCUUCCUGCAAACCGUGGAACACAACCAGCCGCCCAAGUUCUUCCUGGCGUACGGGAAGUUCGUUGUGCUGAGCGCACACAAUCUGGUCAACAUCGGGGACAUUGUGCACCGGAACGUCUCGCGGGAAAACGUCAAGACCCGGGUGCUUCAGUGUGCCGAUGCCCUAUCGGAAGCGCUCAAGACGUGCGUGGCCAAAACGAAGAAGGCGGCUCAACAUUUUCCGAGCGUGACGGCCGUCCAGGAGAUGGUCGACUCGGUGGUGGACAUUUCGCAUUUGUCGAGCGAUUUGAAGAUCGCCAUGUUGGAAGCGGUGCAACAGUAAGGUUGGGGAAAUACUACUUAGGAAUCGAUUAGCGAUCUCAGUUUUUGAGCAUUUUUUUGGAAACAGGUUUCUGAUGGUAGAAUCGGGAUGGUACUUAUCGGUCAAUGUCUGGGCGUGUGAAGCUUGGAGCCUUUCUAAUGAAGCUGAGCAUAAGACUCUUCAGGAACUAACCCCCGUGUCCUUACUUGUCUUUGUCCUUGGCCACUUCCUUAGAAACACGCUUCCUGAUUUCAAUGUUCAUUCAGGGAUUCUUCUAGAAGUUGCGUCAGGAGGUUUUACUGAAAUUAACUGAAUUCCAUCAGGAAUUUCUUUAGAAGUUCCUACAGGAUUUUUCAGAAAUUAAUAAAGUAAUUUUUUCAGGGGUUCGUCUAAGAAGUUCUUCAGGGAUUUCUUCCGGGGUUCAUUCUCCAAAGCUCCAUCAGGGGGUUUUCCUGGCUUUCAUUCAGAAAUUCUUUCAAAAAGUUCUUCAAUUCUUUCUCCAGGAAUUUAUUCGGAGAUCAAUUCAGGAGUGUCUUCGAGCAUUUAGAAGUUCUGUUAGAGAUUUAUUUUAGAGUUCAUUCAAGGAUUCCUGUAGAAGUUCCUUCGGAGAUUCUUCCAGGAAAUCCUUCUUUAAUUCCUCCAGGAAUUCAUCCAGCAAUUUCUUCACAGUAUCCUUCAAGCAUUCCUUCGGGAAUUUCUUCAGAGAUUCCUCUAAGGAUUUCAUCAGGGAUUCCUUCAGUAGUUCCUUCAGGAAUUCAGGAGUUCAGGAAUUUGUCAAGAAAUUCCACCAGAGAUUUCUCCUGGAAUUCUUUGAGUAAUUUAUUUUAAAUUUCCUUGAUGGAUUUUUCCUGAAAUUUAUUGACGAAUUUCUACGAGAAUUCCUUCGGGGAAUCCUUGAGGAAUUACUUCAAAACUUUCUCCUGAAAUUCAUUGAGGGCUGUCUCCAGGCACUCCUUCAGGGAUUCCUCCAGGAGCUUCUUCAGAGAUUUUACCAGAGAGUGCUCAAUGGAUUUUUCCAGGAUCUUUCAGGAAUUUCUCUUGGAAUUCCUUGGGAUUUUUCACGGAAUUCCUUGAGGGAUUUCUUCAUGGAUUCCUCCAGGGACUCCUUCAGUGAUUUAUCCAGGAAUUUCUCCACUAAUGUUUGCUUGAAUUCUUCAGGAGUUGUCUUGGAAAUCUAUGGAGGAUUUCUCCUGGAAUUCCGAAGAGAUGUCUCCAGGAACUUCAUCGAGGAUUUCUCCAGGAAUUCAGAAAUUUCUUCUCAAAUUUCUCCAGGGAUUUCUCCAGCAACGUUUUCAGAAAUUUUUUACAAGAACUUCUUCAUUGAUUUCUCCAGGACCUCCUUCAUGGAUUUCAGCAGAAACUCACGCAGGGACUCCUCAAGGAACUCCAUAUGGAAUUCCUUGAGGGCUCGCUUGAGGGAUUACUCCAGGAAUUUCUUUCGGAAAGUUCUCCUCGAAUUCAAGAGAUUUCGCCAGGAGCUCCUUUGGGUUUUUUUGGAAUUCUUUGAGAUUUUUUCAGGAACUCCUUCAGAGAUCUUUCGGGGAUUCCUGGGAUUUCCCUAGGAUUUCUCUUCUCAAAUUAUUAUUGGAUUUUCUUCAGGUAUUUCUCCAGGAAUUGCUGGAGGGAAUCCCCCAAGAACUCCUUCAAGGAUUCCACCAGCAACUUCUUCGAGGAUUUGUUCUCAAAUUCCUUCAGGGAUUUUUCCAGGAACUUCUUCUAAAAUUCCUCCAGAAAUUUAUUGCGGGAUUCCACCAGGAAUACCUUCAGGAAUUUCUAGUGGAAUUCUUUGUGUGAUUUCUCCAGAAUUCCUUGAAGGAUUCCUCCAGGAACUCCUGCAGGAGUUACUUCAGGGAUUCAGAAGGCCUGCAUGGAUUUUUCCAGGAAUUGCUUCGGAGAUUUCUUCUUGAAGUAUUUAGGAAUUCUUCUAGAAAACUAGUCAGGGGUUUCUUUUGGAGUUCAUUCAAGAGUGGUGAUUCUCCAGAAAUUCCUUCAGGGAUUUCUCCAGAUUUAUUCAUGGAUUCCUCUAGAAGUUCUGUCAGGAGAUUUUAAUGAAGGUUAUUCAAGGAUUUCUAUAGUAGUUCAGAGAUACAUCCUGGACUUCGUCAGGGGUUUCUCCUGGAGUUUAUUCCAUUUUUUUCCAGAAAAUUCUUCAGUUAUUCCUCCAAGUCCGGAGUGUCUUCGAGCAUUCCUUAAGAAGUUCGACUAGGAAUUUCUCCUGGAGUUCAUUCAAGGAUUCCUGUAGAAGUUUCUUCAGAGAUUCUUCCAAAAAUGUCUUCUUGAAUUCCUUCAAGAAUUUUAUAAGAAAUUUCUACACGGCUCCUUCAAGCAUUUUUUUUUUUGCAGAAAUUUCUUCAGCGGUUCCUCUAGGAAUUUUAUCAGCAGUUCCUUCAGGGAUUCGUCCAGGAUUUAUUCUAAGAAUUCCACCAGAGAUUUCUCCUGGAAUUCUUAGAGGAUUUUUUUUCUUGAAGUUCUUUGGGUUAUUUCUGCAGGAAUUCAUUGAGGGAUUCGGGGAUUCCACCACAAACUCUUUCUGGGAAUCCUACAGCAAUUUCUUGAGGGAUUUCUCCUGAAAUUUAUUGAUGGAUAUCUUCUGGAAUUCCUUCAGAGAUUUCUCCAGGGACUGCCCAAGGAAUUUCUCCAGGAACUAUCAGGAAUUUCUCCUAGAAUUCUUUGUGGGAUUUUUCUUGAAAUUUUUCGAUGGAUUUUUUCAUAAACUCCUGCAUGAAUUCCUUUAGUGAUUGAUUGACGGACUCUCCAGGAAUUUCUCUAGAAUUCUUCAGAGAUUGUCUUGCAAAUCUUUGAGGGAUUUCUCCUGCAAUUACAGAAGAGAUGGCUCCAGGAACUCUAUCACGGAUUUCUCCGGGAACUCCUUCAGGAAUUUCUUCUCAAAUUCCUCUUGGAACUCCUUCAGAAAAUUUUCCAAGAACUUCUUUAUUGAUUUAUCUAGGAACUCCUGCAUGGAUUUCUGCAGAAACUCGCGCAGGGACUCCUCAAGGAACUCCAUCUGAGAUUCCUUCAGGAAUUUCUUCCAAAAAUUUCUCUCGAAUUCAAGAGAUUUCACCAACUAUUUUUUUCAGAAACUCCUUCAAGGAUUUCCCUAGGAACCUCUUCAGGAAUUUCUCCUCGAAUUCUUUGUAAGAAAUCAUUCACUGAUAUCUCCAGGAAUUGUUUCAGAGUUACCAAAGAUACCAUCCUUAGGGGAUUCCUCGGAUUCCUCUUGGAAUUUCUUCUUAAAUUCCUCUAGGAAUUUCUUCUUAAAUCCCUCUAGGAAUUUCUUCUGGUAUUUCUCCUGGAAUUUCUGGACAUUUCUGGAAUUCGUUGAGGAGUUUCACCAGGAAUUCUUAGUGGAAUUCUUUGAAGGGUUUCUGCAGAAGUUCCUUGAGGGAUUUCUCCUGUAAUUCCUUGAGGAACUCUGCCAGAUUUUUUCCAGAAGUUCCAUCAGGGAUUCAUCCAGGAAGUUCUACCUGGAUAUCUCCAAGAAUUUCUUCAGAAAUUUCUCCUUAAAGUCUUCCAGGAAUUCCCCUGGAAAAUAGUCAGUGGUUCCGCUUGGAGUUCAUUCAAGGAUUCUUCUAGAUGUUUCCUCACGGAAUCCGCCACGAAUACCUUCAGGGAUUUUCCCUGGUAUUCUAUGAAGAAUUUAUCUUGUAAUUGCUGGAGAUUUUUGCACGAACUCCUUCCUUGUGGGGUUGCUGUAGGUAUUUCUUCAGUUAUUCCUUCAGGAUUUUUUUCUUGAAAUUCUUCAAAAAAAAUCUUCACGAAUUCAUCCAGUAGUUCGUUUAGGGAUUACUAUAGAAAAUCGGUCAGAGAUUUCUGCUGGAGUUUAUUGAAAUUUCUCCUGAUAUUGCUGGAGAGAUUUCACCUGAAAUUCCUUCGGGGACUCCUUUUAAGAAUUUCUCAAGGAAAUUAUUCAAAAAUUUCCUCAGGAAUUUCUUCGGGGAUUCCUCUAGUAACACCUUCAGGAAUUAUUUCAAGUUCCUUCAGGGGUCCUCGUGAAGUUCGUCUAGCUAUCCCACCUAAAAUUCAUUUUGUGGUUUCUCUAGGAGUUCCCUAUGUGGUUUCUUCUGAAGUUCCUUCAGUGAUACCACAAGAAAACAGACAUAGUACUCUCAAUCGCAAUCAUCGCACGAUUUAACGACCAUUUUCAAACUAAAUUGUGGUUCGAACUGUGCUCGCAUGUGUCAUGGUGAUGCUGCUAUACCUACAUCUCUCACUUUUGGUGAGAAUUGUCUCGUUGAAUUUUUCAUCAAUAGCAAAUAAGCCAGGGAAACGGUUUUACAUCAGUACUUCCAAGCUUCCUGAUGGAAUUUUAGUGAAUGUGUCGUUAUCCGUCAUUAGGUUACCUAGGCCAUCUGGAUGUGCGAUCUGGAUCUCUAAUGAACGAGAGGACUUUUUGAAGGCUGAUCGAUUCUGGAGUGUAUUGGAUGUUUUCACACAUAAACUUCUAAUAUCUCCGUUUGCUUUUCUUUAUUUCAGUGCUGGAUUCGGAUAAGGCUUCCUAUAUUGGCCUAAAUCUAAAGUUGCUUUUGCUCUAUUGAAGAGUUUCAUGACAUUCCUCCUCAUCUUUUAUACAAAGUUGUUCCACCAAGGACCUUUCCAGUUUCUUCUUUUUCUAGAUAACCUUCACAACAUGAUUGAAUAAUGUUGUUAGGGACCACUUUAGAAGCAUCUUCCAAACUGUCUGCUGUUCUUAUUUUUCACCCAGCAGGUGCGGUGUUGCUUGUAGAGAUCCCAGUUGGUAUUCCUGGAUUCUCGAUAGAAUUCCCUCACAGUCUCUCUCCUCUCUAUUGAGGAAAAGGUCAUAUGCUUAUGAUCUGAUAUAGAUAUCCCGCCAGAUACUUACCAAGAGGCAAUUCUAUCUGCUAGAACUGGGCUACAAAGUGUCGCCUGACCUUGUUUGUUGAUGUCACUACUCCUCCAUACAAUGUGGUGAGCAUCAGCAUAGUAACGGAUGAAUGCUGGUUUUGUUGUCGAUAGCUGAUGACAAAUUCGGAAAUUGAGAACGUCGGAGCUUCUUCUUCAUCACCAGGAAAGUAUGCUGAUGCUAUAUUAACUUACCUCUGGCUGUUGGAAUCUCUAUCCUGAUGGCUACGACGUCUUGUUUGGUGAAUUCUGUAAUGGAAGUAAAAUUAAUUAGCUAGACUGUCCUUGGAAAAGAAUGGCUAUCAUCAUCAGUGCUGAAAAAUUCAUUUCGCCACAUCUAAAUUCAAUCACCUACAGCUCAUUUUAGAAGCUGAACCUGAGAAUAUUGUGUAUGAAAAACUUGUGCGGCUAGUCCAGUUCUGCAAGAAAGUCACGGAAAAACCGCUAUUUUUCGAAUAUUUAAUGUAAAUGUCACGGACUACCUUUGUAAAAUGCCAAAUGAUAUUCACCGUGAAUAUCAUUAGGCAUAUUUCGAAGGUAGUCCGUGACAUUUACCUUAAAUAUUCGAAAAAUAUCGUUUUUUCCGUGACUUUCUUGUUGAACUGGUCUAGCCGCACACGUUUUUCAUAUACCAUAUUCUCAGGUUCAGCUUCUAAAAUGAGCUGUGGGUGAUUGAAUUUAGAUGUGGCGAAAUGAAUUUUUCAGCACUGAUCAUCAUAGAGAAACUUACAUCUUGGUAUUGCAAGACCCAGCGCUCUGUGAUUGUUGACCCAAGCUUUCCUGUACUAACGCCAGAUCGAGGUCUCCUUUGGCAAACCUUUACAAAAAUACGCCUGAGCCCCUCCCACAACAUGCCCUGAACAAUUGAUCAAUGGAUCAAUGGAUCUGCUUUUUUGUGACUGGCGGCUCGCCGGCUUGGUUUUUAUGGGAUUUCUGGGACCUUACUAUGUUUUCAUAGUGAUUUACCGUUGCUCUCAUUGCGGUUGUCAUCCAUGUUCGGAUACGCUUUAGCAUUUUAUUCGUGGGGUUCAGCCUUAGACAAAUUGCCCUAAAGCAACUCCUCUUGGAGAAAUCCAUGAAAGAACUCCUGAAAAAAAUACCUAGAAAAGAAUUUCUCCUGAUGAAGUCUUCUCGAGAGAAACUCUUCUUGGAGUAAACCAUAAAAAUGAAUGAAUCGAUAUCUUUAUUAUUCGGCUGGUUCAUCUCCGAACCAUAAAAAUGACUUUUCUUGGAGGAAUAUAUAAAGCCACUCCUCUUGAAGAAUCCUUGAUGGAACCUGGAGAAAUUAUUGAAUGAACUUCUUCUGCUAAGGAUUUUUUGAAGUAUAUGCCAUAAAGAAAUAACUCCUAAAAGAAUUUCAAUAGAAACUCGUACAGCAAGAACUCCUGGAGGUAUCGCUGAAGAAACUUCCCUUGAAGGAAUCCACAAAAGAAAAUCUAAACGUUAUGUUGAAGAAAUUAAAAAAAAAAACUUUGCUAGGAAUGAAUAAAUAAUGCACAAAAAAUAUACCAGGUUUUACAAGACUUCGACGUCUAAGCAGAAAAAAACAGACCGUUCUAUCAAUCAGAAACCAAAACACUGUCAAUAUACAUCGAGGUAAACAAAUGAUAACACACAAAAGUAUUAACAAAAAAACCGGUAAAACAAAAAUCAUUACAAAUCAAUGGUGGGCCAACAAAACAGAACAAACAAUGCCAAAUUCAAACGGAAACUUCUGUCUACCGAAGGCAGGAGAUUUUAUCUAUACACAACACAGCAUAGAUCAGGUUUUGAUUGUAGGCAAAUGAAAUUAAGAAACAAAAACGAACAUAAAUCAUUGCUAGGCGAGAAAAAAUGUCACCAACUCGACUGCGACGCAUUGUAUAUUUUCCUUGUGAUAUAAUUUACUUCUUGAAGUCUAGGGGACACGCAUACUUUAAUCGAUGAAAUUCUACGGAAAAUCUAAACGCUUUGGCGGCAAACUUAAAACGAACUGUUAUAUAGGAUUUCCACAAUCUGUGUCGUCUAUCAAUAUUUACCUGUUAGUUUCUUUGUGUAGAAAUCUGAAUAUCUGAUCUAUAAAUAUGUAAUCUUACUAAGAAACUGAAACUGUCGGCAAGUCAAUAUACAAUCUGUGCAGCAUUAAAAUGAGAAUGGAAGAAGAAGCGGUUUGUAAAUAUAAAAAUCCAGUCAGUAUUUUUACGUUGGUUGUUCUGAGUUUAUCAAUUUUCACUUAAAUUCGACUUAAGUACGCUUUUUUGAAGCGAAUAUUAAAUAUUAAAUUAAAUAGCACACAUACCAAAUUGCAACCGAUCGUAAGACAAAAAAAAACUAAACGAAAGAGAAAUUUGAACGUGAAUUGAAAUAGGAACCACGAAAUGAAAUUUGCAAUAGUUUAAGUAACAGUUUUUUGCAGCAUACCGAUACACAAAUACACAUUCUGAAAGUGCUAGUUAUGUACAAUAGUUGCGCUUUGUAACCGAAUGCGGUUUCGGUUUGUAUUAUACUUUUGCGACGUGCAACACCGAACUGUGUAUGGUUCAGGAAUCGAAUAAUCGACGAUGAAAAAAUGGUACUAUCACUUUUGUCUAUACCUUAAGGAAGAAAAUAAACUAGCAUCUAAGUGAAUGUAGUCUUGUGUAAAUGUAGUCACUACAAACCAGUUGUGCACGGUUAACGGUAUGUGCAUACCAAAGGUGGAAAUGUGAAAGAUGGGAGGUAAAUAUCCUGUACACUGGUGAACUGAAACUUCACAUCGCUUUGCAGUGAAGUUUCCAAUUAUUGAGAUAAUACAAUAAAUUAUUCGAAGAAAGCCAA